AUAGUUAUAGCAGUGAUUUUUCUGAAGGUAGUUCAAGUGUGAGUGGUAUUUGUUAUGACUGGGUUACAUAUCAUGGAUUUAAAGUAUUUGACCCAAUUUUAAUCCCAUUAUGUAUGUGGGCAUUAUAUAUUGGUAUUUCAAAACACAGAUUAUUUAAAAAGUUUGAUGAUACAUAUAUUUAUUCAAUAACUUUUAUAAUGUAUGGUAUUAUGAUGACUUUUGCACUUUUAGCAGAUUCUUUUUCAAAUAAUUUUGGAAACUCACUUAAAUUAUUUGUUGGCAUUGCCGAUGUCGAUCUUACAUCAACUGUUGGUACAUUCUUUUUAUAUUGUGGUUUAUCAGAUCUUGGUAUAAUUAACCCAAAAUCAUUCAAAACCAAAUUAAUCUUCAUAUUCAAUUCUAUAAUCCUUUUAUUCUCAUGGUACUAUGCUUUCGAGUAUUCAGGUUCUAAAUCUGGUAUUUGGUCAUUUGUUCUUUAUGAAGUUGUUGUUGGUAUCUCAUGUGGUAUUUACUUAGUUCUUCAAGUUGUUUAUCUUCUUAGAAAUAAUAGAUUAGAAAAGAUUUUAUGGUUAAUAGCUGCUGGUGUCACUGGUGGUGUUGGUUUAGGUAUCACUCUUUAUUCACAUAAAUGGUGCGAAUAUUUCGGUGCCAGAUUAUCAAGUAGUUAUGCAUGGUUCUUUUUAAGUGAUGUUGCAAUGUUAUUAAUCGCCAAGUAUAUUGUUUCUUCAAGAGGUAAUGAUGAAUUAGAAAAGAAAUAUAACAAAUGUUGUUUCUCAUCAUCAAACGAAGAAUCUGAAAAUGAUGAAGAGUCAAAUUACCCAGGUAUUAAAUAUCAACCAGCUCAACCACAAGGGGCAUUCUUUACUCUUCAAUCACAACCACAACCACAACCACAACCAAUUUUACUUCAACAACCACAAGGUGGUUAUAUUCUUCUUCAUUCCCAAAUUCCAUCACAACAGCCAACACAAUACUAUUUUAAACAAUAGAAGUAACCCAAAUUUAUUAAUUUAGUUAUAAAGCUAUAAAAAUAAAUCAUUUUAAAAAAUAAAUAGAAAUAAUAAAUAAAUAAUAAAAAAAAAAAUUUCUAAUC
Dictyostelium purpureum is the source of this 1093-nucleotide messenger RNA. RefSeq lists its product as uncharacterized. The record is from RefSeq and is a predicted model, not a curated record. Bases 114 to 989 code for a protein of 291 amino acids. Lineage: Eukaryota; Evosea; Eumycetozoa; Dictyosteliales; Dictyosteliaceae. The transcript is spliced from 2 exons.